UUACAACUUUUCAUAAAUGUUGAACUAUGCGCCACCCAUACGUUGUUAUAGUAUUUAAAUGGAAGAAUGAUUUGGUUUUUGUUCUUCAGGUUGGUUGGUUCUUAGUUUGAUUUCUAUCGAAUAAUCUCAGAAGCAAUUCGCAGUUAUUCAUAUCUUACGCAUCAAGUUUUCGAAGAAUAUCACAAGGAAUUCUAUGCCAUGCGUUGGAAUUCAACUCCGAUUUUGAUGUUAUUUAUCCUCCUUAUCUUCCAUCUUCCUUUUCCUGCAAUUUCUUGAUUUGGUUUAUUGAACAAAAUUCGAUCCUCUGUUUGGAAGGCGAGAAAAUUGAAAAACGCGACGGAGACUCAUUGUAAUUGGGGUUGUUUCUUUGUUCAAUCUGUAAAUGAACGAUCCCAGAAUCGAUUCCGAGCAAGAAAUCCGACGAAACCUUGGAGUGAUUGCUGAUUGUUACUCUGGUUUCGAGUAUCGAAAGUUUAGGGCACAGCAGCCGUGGAGUAUGGGAACUUGCGUUCAUCUCCCCGGGGCGAUGGGUGAAGAAGAAGAAUCUUCAGAACAGCAAGAUUUUGGAUCGUCUAAAUCCAGCUCCACUAUCAUCAACCUAUUCGAAUCUCCUGCUUCGGCUUUCUUCGCGACGGAGCAAUGUAUGGGGUUUCCUCCGGUUGAGUUUCAGCCUGGUUCUUCGUCUUUCGACAAGACUUCUUCCACGAUUUUCCAAUCUUCCGGCCGGAACUUCUGUCUCGAAUCGGCGGAGCACAGCGACACAGAUUCCGAAUUCGGAAACACCUUGCAAUCGGUCGUGAAAUCGCAACUCUGUAAGAGAAGCUUCAAUGGCUUCCCGAAGAGCAUUUUCCAUGACCACAAGGUGUUUGAUAAUAGUUUCCCCUCAAUCGCGAAGCACUGCCAAGCUCCUUUCCACGACCAAGGAGGCUUUUAUAAUCCAACCAGUUAUUCAAUGGCACAGCCAAGUUUCUGCUCCCAACAAGAGAUGAACUCUCCAAGUUUCUCUUACUUGGGUGCCUCUGUUGGCUCUGGAAGCUCUUCUUCCUCCAGCGGGAAUGGAUUCACCACCAAAACAAGAAUCAGAUGGACGCAAGAUCUCCAUGAGAAGUUUGUUGACUGUGUUAAUCGCCUUGGUGGUGCUGAGAAGGCGACGCCUAAAGCAAUUCUGAAGCUGAUGGAUUCAGAGGGAUUGACCAUAUUUCAUGUGAAGAGCCAUUUGCAGAAAUAUCGGAUUGCAAAAUACAUGCCAGAAUCUGCAGAAAUGUUUUGCAAUGCAGGGAAAUCUGAUAGAAGAAACGGCCUGGAUGAAGUUGCCCAACUGGACAUGAAAACUGGCAUGCAAAUUAGAGAAGCACUGCAACUGCAGCUAGAUGUUCAGAGGCGUCUUCAUGAACAACUAGAGAUUCAGAGGAAGCUACAGUUGCAAAUUGAAGAACAGGGGAAAAAACUUAAGAUGAUGUUUGACCAACAACAGGAAACUAACAAAUGCUUCUUCAGAACCAAUGGCUUCAACAAGCCAAUUCCGAACAGCCCGUUGCGUAAUCUCGACGAUCCUCCGAUCUCGACAGCCGAAAGCAUCAGAAAUGCCCAAUUCCCAUCCAAUAAAAGCUAGCCCCUGUAUAUAAACACACUCAUCGGGAGCUCACUAUGGCCAUUGCAGACUGAGGAGCCUCUUCUUCUGCAGAAACCAAAACAAAAAGAAAAAUGGUAAAUAUUACAGAGUCUUGUUGAAUAUAGAAACUUUUGGAAAUUGGGUUCACGAACUACGCGUGUGUGUGGGGACAAGUUUUAGUUGCGUUAAUUGUUCAAGUUUGAGUACAACAUGUGGGGGUGGGAGAUCGAACUCACAACUUCUUGGUUGGAGACAUAUACCAAUUACACCGCUGAGCCAUGUUCGCUUUGACAUUGUCAGUUCAAGUUGAAAGGCUUUGAAAUUUUUUUUGUCAUUAUUUAGGAUUUCUUUUUACUUUCAUGAGGAAUUGACCAAUGGUAAAAGAGUUCGAGUGUGUUUCGGAAUACUUCUUAACUAUGAUAAAAGCACACUCGAAUAGUUAAAAAUA
Molecule: messenger RNA, 2060 nt
Organism: Momordica charantia (bitter melon)
Lineage: Eukaryota; Viridiplantae; Streptophyta; Magnoliopsida; Cucurbitales; Cucurbitaceae
Source: RefSeq, a predicted model, not a curated record